CGUCUGCGAAAAAAUUAACGGGGUGUUUUGGCGAAGAGUAGUAUAAUAUUUUUUUACUGUAAACAGUGAAUUAUUGCGCAGGGCGUUUAUCUGGUGCGGAAAAGAAAAUAUAUCUGUAUAAAUGCCGGGAUAAACUUGCGUUCAAAAUGAGUAAGAUGUCGAAGAAUAAAUUAAACUUGACCCUCCCACCGGGGUCUAUUGACACGGCCCCGGCUGUUACACCGUCCAAUAUGACCCCGCAGCUGAAAUCUGCGACGGCUUCUGAACGGCAGGGUCUAGCAGGGAAGUCGAAAACUAGCAUUGAAGCUCUCACUGAGAGGCUUGAACAAAUAGAAAUGGAUGAUACACAGCGACGCAGGAUAGAAGUCUUCCUGUGCCAGAAAGAAAAGAUUGGUGAACUCAGUGAUGAUGACUUUGAAAAGCUAGGUGAAUUAGGUCAGGGAAAUGGUGGAGUUGUAAUGAAGGUGCGGCACAAGUCAACUGGGCUCAUUAUGGCCAGGAAGCUCAUACAUCUGGAGGUGAAGCCAGCCAUAAAGAAACAGAUUAUAAGAGAGCUAAAAGUGCUCCAUGAGUGCAAUUUCGCUCAUAUUGUCGGCUUCUAUGGGGCUUUCUAUAGUGAUGGUGAAAUUUCUAUUUGCAUGGAGUACAUGGACGGAGGGUCCUUAGAUUUAAUAUUGAAAAAGGCUGGAAGGAUUCCUGAAUCAAUUUUAGGAACAAUAACAUCUGCAGUCCUUAAAGGGCUGAGCUAUUUGCGCGAUAAGCAUGCGAUCAUGCACCGCGACGUCAAACCGUCCAAUAUACUCGUGAACAGUAACGGAGAGAUCAAGAUAUGUGACUUUGGCGUGUCGGGGCAACUCAUCGACUCAAUGGCCAAUUCGUUUGUCGGCACUAGGAGCUAUAUGUCGCCCGAGCGCCUUCAAGGCACUCAUUACUCGGUGCAGUCGGACAUCUGGUCUUUGGGCUUAUCUCUGGUUGAGAUGGCGAUCGGAAUGUAUCCCAUACCACCGCCUGACGCGAACACGCUAGCUGCUAUAUUCGGUGGAAGCAACGAAGAUCACUCUCCGGGACAGGCACCUAACUCCCCGCGUCCUAUGGCGAUAUUCGAACUCCUCGAUUACAUAGUAAACGAACCCCCGCCAAAACUACCGACGGGAAUCUUUUCCGAUGACUUCAAAGACUUCGUCGACCGAUGCUUGAAGAAGAAUCCCGACGAAAGAGCCGACUUGAAAACGCUUAUGAACCACACAUGGAUCCGCGCGGCGGACAUGGAGCGCGUAGACAUAGCGGGCUGGGUGUGCAAGACAAUGGACCUCAUGCCCUCCACGCCCAAUUCCAAUGUGUCUCCUUUUUCUUCAUAAGCUGCAAGAAGUGCAUACUUUCAUCAGCGAAAAAGGGUCAAAACAUUUCCCAAGAAGCAGGCGAGACAAUCAGUGAGGACGAAGACGCGGAGGAUUAGCCUACACCGCGGGACCGGAACAGUAUGUCAACUCUAGAUACCAUUCACAUCGACCUUACCACUUACCUGUUACCCGCAUAUACCCGUACCAGAGACGUGAUGACGACAAUAUCGUAACAUAUUGUAUAUAUUAUAAUAUAUCGCUCAUUUUGCGACAUGGAUGAUAUAACUAAAAAAAAUAUGCGAUUUUUUAGUUAAUUUAUAGACCUAGUUUAAUGUGAACAUUUCUCGAACAAGUAAGAUAAAGGUGAGAAACAUUUUAAAUUUUAUUUUUUAUAAAAAGAAAAAAAAAUGCUCUCGUGUAAAAUUUUACGCUGAGAUGUCAUCUUUGUCGCAAACUAGCAAUAUGUUUUAAAUUCUAUUUUUAAUUUCUAAGUAGUAUCUCAAUAGGUACGCUAUUAUAAUCUGCGUCUUGUCAUAUUUUUUUUUUAUCUAUCUCACGGUUGCACUCAUUGUGCAAGCGAGACGGAUAGAUAAAGCGUCAUAGUGAUGUGCGUAAAAGUAGCGAGUGAAUAUCGAUGGAUUGUAACAAUUUGCAUGUUAAAAGCUAGAUACCUGUGGUUGUCGAUCGUACAUCGAUAUUAUUACUGAUGUUGAUGACAAUUCAGAUAAUAACGCCAGUCUUUGUGUUAAUUUCCAAGUUGACUGUGACUGAAGUGGCGUUAAUCUGUCAAAGUUAGGUUAUCG
Pararge aegeria (speckled wood butterfly) is the source of this 2143-nucleotide messenger RNA. It is a transcript of the gene Dsor1, whose product is annotated as dual specificity mitogen-activated protein kinase kinase dSOR1. NCBI's taxonomy places the organism in Eukaryota, Metazoa, Arthropoda, Insecta, Lepidoptera, Nymphalidae. Gene Ontology annotation, molecular function: ATP binding; protein kinase activity. The coding region runs from base 147 to 1358 and encodes 403 amino acids. The transcript has 8 exons. The record is from RefSeq and is a predicted model, not a curated record. Gene Ontology annotation, biological process: protein phosphorylation.